AUCAAAACAAAGGAGAUCGUAGGAAAACAUUGCGCAGUGGCGGCGUCGCGCAGAAUGCGCAUUUCGAUUCAGAAGGGAACUGGCUCCCAUAGAGUAGGGAUGGGUUCUUAACUGAUACUGCCAGUUUUGUAACAUUGAAGAUUCCAUCAAGAAGAGUCUGAAGUAAAUUGCAGAUAUUGGGACUGAGCAGUAUCACGCUUGAACCGUGGAGGUGUGGGGCUCAAUCGUUCGCACGUGCAACCCGUGUGAAUGGGUGGUCGGAGCGUGCGGCCGACCGACGUCGUGCGCACUUGACCGCAGCGAGCCGGCCGCGCGCCGGACCAUGGUCAGAAUGAAGACGUUCCAGGCGUACCUGCCCAGCUGCCAUCGCACCUACUCGUGCAUCCACUGCCGCGCGCACCUGGCCAACCACGACGAGCUCAUAUCCAAGUCGUUCCAGGGAAGCCAGGGCCGCGCCUACCUGUUCAACUCUGUGGUGAACGUGAGCUGCGGCCAGGCCGAGCGGCGCGUGCUGCUCACCGGUCUGCACGCCGUGGCCGACAUCUUCUGCGAGUGCUGCAAGACAAACCUCGGCUGGAAAUACGAGCAAGCGUUCGAGACCAGCCAAAAGUACAAGGAGGGCAAGUUUAUCAUCGAGCUGGCGCACAUGAUCAAGGACAACGGCUGGGAAUGACGGCCGCCGGGUCCGCCGGGCCCCUGAUCUCUGCGCCGCCGCCGCCGCCGCCGGCCCGCCGGGUCCGGCCGGCCCGGGCCACCCGCCGGCCGCGCCCCCCGAGCGCCACUCCGCGCCGAUCUCUCGAAGCUUCACUCCUUGUACUUAUGGACAGGUGGCAAUGCCGGCCGGCCGGGCUCGCUCUCCGCGCCGGCCGCCCGUGGUGUGAUUGUUGGUGAUUUGUGUUCGCUUUAGGCGUAGAAUCAGGCUGUUUUGCCGCGCAGGUGCGACCGUUCGUGUAGACAGUUCAGUUUUCUGUUGUCCGCGAUUUGUCGGCUUUCAACCAAUUUGCGCGCGUCAUUCUUUCACUUUAAGUGCAUACCAAAGACAAUCCGCGACCGUGGCGUACUGAGACAGGCAAUAAGUGUUUCGUUUAAUCCGGGAUCUGUUAUGUUUGUGCAUGAUCUAGUCUUUCAUCCGGCUUAACCAGGGGCCCGCACUGAGCGGGCCGGCGCGGCGCCGCCUCCAGCUAGCUGUGAGUCGAGCCCCACCUGUCGCUACUAGGCCGCCGCGUCAGGGACGCGCGCGCCGCCCGGACGCAGCAGCUCGCACGGCCCGGCGCCAGCUUGCCACCGCGCUAACAGAUCGUAGAGCGGGCGCGGCUAUUUUUGUAGGUUGGAGCGUGUCACAUUCCGCAGUGUAUAAGUACGUGCCCCGCUGUCUGUCCCCGGGUGCCGCUGGCGGCCGGUGGUGGUUCUCCCCGUGUCUGGCCGUCGGUUCCCCGUCUCCCCUCUCCGCGUGCCCUGACCGUCCCUGCCUCCUGUCCCGCUGGUCGCGCCGCGAGCCGCAGUCCACUGACCGUCCGAACCCAGCGGUCGGCUCGUCCAGCGCCCCCGCGGGCCGACCCCCGUCGACUGACGCGUGCCCGUAUCAGUGUCAACGAAAAUGUACCAUGCAACUGGCCUUGAUCCUUCUAGCAGCGCGGUUUCUCCGAUGGAUUAGAGGACUUACCUAAAUAGGUCUUUGAGCGUUUAAAAAUUGUGCUGUUCGCUGUUUGUAUAGGCCCGCGCAUUAUUGGGGAUAGUAUGCACCGUGAUAACAUAUUGUAAACCAGUUCUCGGCAUUCAUUCAGUCUCGUUAAUGCGGUCUGAAAAAGUCGCAACCUGUUACGUUUGGGACGUCAUGUCAUGGCUGUUCAAACGGGGAUCGGAUUUGCUACUGUUGACGGGAUGACUCGAAGUAGUUUUAACCACUGGCGAUUGAUGUGGACGUUUUUGAGACGUCUUCCUCGCUGCUGCGUGUACCGGCGGACAUCCGGAUGUGACUUGGGACGUUCUGCAAUAUCUGACGGCGUGACCCUCAGAGGUAACAGAGCGUCCUGAGCGGGACGCGAGUUUCCGCCGGUCUAGGGCGGAUCGGAAUAGCGCUCUCGACCCCUGACGCCGCUUCUUUGGUCCUGUCGGCGUCGGAUGUUACUUUGAUGGAGAUGCGAGGUUGGAACGUGAAUACCUGUUACUGUGAGGUGCAGGGCACCCAUAGUUUGUACCUGACAUACAGAUCUACGUAGCGUCAGGCUACGAAGCACUGCAUGUCAGACGUACUAAGUGUGAGGUGCCCUGGAUUUCGCACUUGCACUGUUUGGUGUCGAGCUCGCAUCUCCGCUGAAGUAAGGACGUUCGAAGGGCCAGAGUGGCGGCGUCCGGCGCCGAAACCACCACUGGAUCCCGGGGUGCUAACUCGGUCCAACCGGGUGGCAGUCUCUCCGGGGGUCGCGCACUGGCGCAUGGAAGAUACCAUCAAUGGUCACAAUGAUACUACCAUCUCAGCGUGGUUUCCCUUCGCGUUUGUUGGUCAACAGUGGUAACAGUCUUCUCAUUUUGAACAGCCAUUGAAUUACCCCAGCUUUGCAUCAGUACCAGCCCGUGCAAGGAACAACUGCCAGGCAACACUUGUAUCUGAAUUAGUGUUUCUACUAAAGUGACUAACCAGCAAUCUCGUCGGCGCCCCUGGCUCCUAUCUCCUUGCGUUGUCCUGUCCUAUUCCGGGUCCUGACCGCGCAAUCCCUAUACGCGCCUCAUAUUCAUCUGUACAUAGUCGUUUUAUACGUGAUCUGCGCGGAACAACCGGACGCGUACCGCCGCCGCCGCCGUCAGAGACUGAAGUACCGACCCAGCAGCCGCGCGCCCGGCCGCUCCGCGGGCGGCCGUGUGCCGCCGCGCAUUGUGUGUGUAUAUGGUGUACGUAUAUGUAUGUAUAUGUGUGUUUUCACCGGGCACCCAGAAAUACACGGAGGAACACAGUAAA
Amphibalanus amphitrite is the source of this 2956-nucleotide messenger RNA. RefSeq names its product protein yippee-like 1. Lineage: Eukaryota; Metazoa; Arthropoda; Thecostraca; Balanomorpha; Balanidae. The transcript has 5 exons. The record is from RefSeq and is a predicted model, not a curated record. The coding region runs from base 323 to 673 and encodes 116 amino acids.